Messenger RNA from Verticillium alfalfae VaMs.102, 1161 nucleotides. Its product is annotated as sugar transporter. Gene Ontology annotation, cellular component: membrane. Bases 1 to 1161 code for a protein of 386 amino acids. Gene Ontology annotation, molecular function: carbohydrate:proton symporter activity. The record is from RefSeq and is a predicted model, not a curated record. The transcript has 3 exons. Gene Ontology annotation, biological process: transmembrane transport; carbohydrate transport. NCBI's taxonomy places the organism in Eukaryota, Fungi, Ascomycota, Sordariomycetes, Glomerellales, Plectosphaerellaceae.
AUGUUGGGUAAAUCAAACAAUCCGAAGCCCAAAAAGUCCGCCAUUGGCGACGACUUGGCAGAACUCAUACCGAACGAUGGUGUAGCAUGGUACAGAAAGCGCCACCUUCUCCGCCUCAAUUAUUACUGUCUUUGUAUGUGUCUUCUGGCGGCAGCAAACGGAUACGACGGCAGUAUGAUGAACGGUCUCAUGGCGCUACCGCAGUGGUUCAACUUCAUGAAUCAUCCUAAAGGCGCCUGGCUAGGAUUCAUCAACGCUAUUCAGGCUCUGUCCUCGACGCUGGCUUACCCGAUGGUGGCCUAUUUUGCGAAUCGUUGGGUCGCAAGAAGGGCCUUUAUGUUGGAUACUUCUUCCUGGUACUUGGUGCUCUUCUACAAACCUUCACAUCAAACACUGCCGGCUUCGUCAUCAGUCGCUUUUUCUUGGGCCAGCCAAGCGCAUGAGCUUUUCGCGACAAAAGGGAAUCGCCAUCGAGCCUUCAUCUCGGUGACGCUCGGCAUAUUCGCUCAGUGGAACGGCGUCGGCGUCGUAUCAUAUUACCUUGCCCUUGUACUUCAGAGUGUUGGCAUUACAUCUGUGACGCAUCAGACACUUAUUAGUGGGUGCCUGCAGAUCUGGAACCUCUUUUUCGCCGUGCUAGCUGCUGUCAACGUAGACAGGGUUGGCCGUCGCCCGCUCUUCCUGCUAAGUUCAGGUGGCAUGCUGAUCAGCUACAUCAUUAUCUCGGGCUUGUCCGGCAGCUUUGCGCAGACGGGGUCGAGCUCCGUCGGCCUGGCUGUCGUGCCAUUCCUCUACAUCUACUACGGAUUCUACGAUCUGGCCUUCACACCCCUCGUGGUCUCGUAUCCCGCAGAGAUCUGGCCGUACCAACUUCGUGCCCGCGGCAUUGCCCUGACGCAAUUGUCGACCUACUUUGCCAUCUUUUUCAACAUUUUUGUCAACCCAAUUGCGCUGGAUGCUAUUGGGUGGAAAUAUUAUAUCGUUUUUGCUGUCAUUCUGGUUAUUGUCACAGUCACCGUCUACUUCUGUUACCCGGAGACAAAGGGCCACUCUCUGGAGGAGAUGUCCGUUAUCUUUGACGGCGUAGAGGCUGCCAUCAUAUCGGAGAAUGCCGUCAUGGCUAUCAAGGGAGCCGAUGUUGAUCACAAGGAAAUGGCCUGA